Molecule: messenger RNA, 5445 nt
Organism: Agelaius phoeniceus (red-winged blackbird)
Lineage: Eukaryota; Metazoa; Chordata; Aves; Passeriformes; Icteridae
Gene: EPB41L1
Product: erythrocyte membrane protein band 4.1 like 1
Biological process (GO): actomyosin structure organization; cortical actin cytoskeleton organization
Cellular component (GO): plasma membrane; cytoskeleton
Molecular function (GO): structural molecule activity; actin binding
Source: RefSeq, a predicted model, not a curated record
UCAUGACAACGGAGACAGGCCCGGGCUCUGAGGUGAGGAACGCGCAGGAGGACGCUCCGCAGCAGCAGCUGGAGGCGGCCGCCCAGGGCCCCACGGCCGCGCCCAGCCCCGCCGGCCGCGACACCGACGCCAAUGAGAAGCUCGGGGCACAGCCGGACACCCGAAACAUGGAGCCGGGCACAGACAUGGAGGACAAGGACUACAGCGAGACCGACGGGCUCUCUGACAAAACAACUCCCAGCAAGACCCAGAAGUCACCCCAGAAAACCACCAAGAAAGUGAAGAGUGCCCUGUGCAGGGUGACCCUGCUCGAUGCAUCCGAAUAUGAGUGCGAGGUGGAGAAACACGCCCGAGGCCAGGUGCUCUUUGACAUGGUGUGCGAGCACCUCAACCUCCUGGAGAAGGACUACUUUGGCCUCACCUUCUGCGAUUCAGACAGCCAGAAGAACUGGCUGGACCCCUCCAAGGAGAUCAAGAAGCAGAUCCGCAGCGGGCCCUGGAACUUUGCCUUCACUGUGAAGUUCUACCCUCCAGACCCUGCCCAGCUCACAGAGGACAUCACCAGAUACUACCUGUGCCUGCAGCUCCGUGCCGACAUCAUCACGGGCCGCCUGCCCUGCUCCUUUGUCACCCACGCCCUGCUGGGCUCCUACGCCGUGCAGGCCGAGCUGGGGGACCACGACACCGAGGAGCACGUGGGCAACUACGUCAGUGAGCUGCGCUUUGCCCCCAACCAGACGCGGGAGCUGGAGGAGCGCAUCAUGGAGCUGCACAAGACCUACCGGGGAAUGACCCCCGGGGAAGCAGAGAUCCAUUUCCUGGAGAAUGCCAAGAAGCUCUCCAUGUAUGGGGUGGACCUGCACCACGCUAAGGACUCAGAGGGCAUCGACAUCAUGCUGGGCGUCUGUGCCAACGGCCUCCUCAUCUACAGGGACCGGCUGCGCAUCAACCGCUUCGCCUGGCCCAAGAUCCUCAAGAUUUCCUACAAGAGAAGCAACUUCUACAUCAAGAUCCGCCCAGGGGAGUACGAACAGUUUGAGAGCACCAUUGGCUUCAAGCUGCCCAACCACCGCUCAGCCAAGAGGCUCUGGAAGGUCUGCAUAGAGCAUCACACCUUCUUCAGGCUGGUGUCCCCAGAGCCACCCCCCAAGGGUUUCCUGGUGAUGGGCUCCAAGUUUCGGUACAGCGGGCGCACGCAGGCGCAGACGCGCCAGGCCAGCGCCCUCAUCGACCGCCCCGCGCCCUUCUUCGAGCGCUCCUCCAGCAAACGCUACACCAUGUCCCGCAGCCUGGACGGAGAGUUCUCGCGCCCAGCCUCUGUCAGUGAGAACCACGACGCCGGGCCUGAGGGGGAGAAGCAGGAUGAGGACGGUGAGUUUGGCAGCAGGAGACGCUCUGAGACGGAGGAUGAGGAGGUGACCACCCCGACGAAGAUCAAGGAGCUGAAGCCGGAGCACGAAACAACCCCCAGGCACAAGCAGGAGUUUUUAGACAAGCCAGAGGACGUUUUGCUGAAGCACCAGGCCAGCAUCAAUGAGCUGAAGCGGACCCUGAAGGAGCCCAACAGCAAACUGGUUCACAGGGACCGGGACAGGAGGCUGCCUUCCUCACCAGCCUCUUCCUCACCCAAGCACGAGGAUGAAACACCAAAGGGAACCCCUGAAAAGGCCACUGAGAGAGCAGGGGCAAGGGAGGGCCCCGAGGAGAGGGUGAAACCGCCCCGGCACAGGGCCCCCGAGAGCGACACCGGCGACGAGGAGCCCGACCAGGAGAAGGACUCGGUGUUCCUGAAGGACAACCACCUGGCCAUCGAGCGCAAGUGCUCCAGCAUCACCGUCAGCUCAACCUCCAGCCUGGAGGCGGAGGUGGACUUCACCGUCAUCGGGGACUUCCACGGCACAGCCUUUGAGGACAUCUCCCGCAGCCUGCCCGAGCUGGACAAGGACAAGAGCGAAACAGAAGAUGAAGGCCUGGUUUCCUUCCAGCACACUGACAAAGUAGUUCCCGGACUGGAAGAGGAUGUCAAAGGCAGGGAUAAGGUCUCCCAGCCCAGCCCAGAUGUCUCCCAGCCAGAGCCCUCAGCCCCAAAGGCAGACGCUGUGACUGUGAAGAAGCCCGAAGCAGAAGGCUCCACUCCCCAUCGGGUCAGCACCACAGACACGGCCCAGGUGGACGGAGGCACCCCGGGCAGCAGGGACACCACCACCACCACCACUGCCCAGGCUGGCACCACAGAGACAGCGCUGGUGACCUCAGAUCACGGCACCAAGGCUGGCAAAGGGGCCACUCCCACCGCAGACCUUCGCUCCCUGUCACCGAUCUCGGGCGGCUCCGCUGGCAAGGAGGUGCUCACCAGCAUAUUCAGUGCCACUGCAGAAACACUCUCCACCUCCACCACCACCCACGUCACCAAGACUGUGAAGGGAGGGUUCUCCGAGACCCGGAUAGAGAAGCGCAUCAUCAUCACGGGAGAUGAAGAUGUGGACCAGGACCAGGCACUGGCUUUAGCAAUCAAAGAGGCAAAACUCCAGCACCCUGACAUGCUGGUAACCAAAGCUGUGGUGUACAGAGAAACAGAGCCCUCUCCAGAGGAAAGGGACAAGAAACCUCAGGAAUCUUGACCAACAUGUUCCUGGAAGCCAACAUCUGUAUUCCAACCUGGAGAACAGGGGAGAAGGAGCCUUCAUGCUGGAUUUAUCAGCAAGACAUAGACAUCCUGGCUGCAAUGUUCAUGGCAAGAGACAAAAAUUUUUAAAAAAGGAAUAGCAAAUAUAUUAUAUAUAUAUAUACAUACAUACAUAUAUAUAUAUAUAUAUAUAAACAGGAAACAAAAUGCAUCCUUGCACUGCUGCUAUAUGCUGGAAAUGAAUAGUAAACAACACCACCAAUAAACAAAGCCAACCCUCUGCAGAUAAAUUGAAGAAUUUCCUGGAUUGGUGAUCAAAUCAGAUUUAAAAAGUCAUAAUAAUAACAAUAAUCUUGGUAACAAUACAAUAAGCCACCAUCUUGCAUGUUACAUGAAAGGACACACAAUCAUGAGUUCAUUUGUUGCACACUGAAUGGAAAGGAAAACUGCUUUGCAACAAAGCAAGUAAGCAAACUGAAGUAAAAAACCACAAGCAGAAGCAAAACCAUUCCCCACCUCUGGAAAGAAGAGAGAAAAACAUUCAAGUUAUGACCUUAGAGUUAUUUUCCAAUUCACAAGUGUCGUUUCGCCCUUCUCCUCAUUCCAUGCUGAUUUUUUGGGGGUUCUGUUAACUCUUCCCCUUCCCUUCCUUAUCUUCUCUGUGCACUUGUCCAACCUCUUGUUCUCUGAAGGUAUUUAGGAAUGGGUUUCAUUUCAAACAAAGCAAAUGAUAUGUACAUGGUUUCUCAUCUCUAAUGAGCAGCCUGUGGGGUUUCAUAUGGAUGUGCAUUUCAGUUCUGUAUAUUAUUCUAUAUAACAGAGGGGGAGGGAGGGAACAAUGCUGAAAUAAUUCAACAGUGCUGGUACAGACAAUGCCAACAUUUUUAAAGGUUAACUCUUGGAUUGACUGUGGUUGGUGUACUUGGAGACUCUUAGAUCACCUGUGGGACUCUGAGUCCUGCAGGAAGGAAUGGGAAAGGUUUUGGCUGCUGCUGGCUGAGGGGGAAGGGGAGAGGGACAGGGACAGGAGUGUCCUGCUGGUGAUGUGCAGUGUGUGGUGGUGAGGUUUGGAGGGGCAGCAUCACCUGGAGGGGCAGGGAAGGCUCCAGCUCCAAGAGCCGUAGGCAGGAGGGGCUCCCAGCCCCAGAGCCACGGGGUCAGCUGGGAGCGAGGUGGGAGCCACAGGGCUCGGGGCUCCCCUUCAGGAGCCCUGCCCCUGGGUGGGGUGGGUUUGCUUUGUUUCUGGAUCCCAAUAAUGGAGGUACUUGAGUUUUGUAGUAGGGUCAAAGGCAGAGGGGCUGUUUGUGCCCUGCCUACACUGCCAGGGGUGUGAUGGCAAAGGGCUGGGGACAGCGCUGGCAGGGCCGUGGCAGUGCUCCCCUGUCUGCCAUGGGAUGGGCAGUGCAGGGAGUGUGCUGUGCCCAUCCCUGCAGUGUCCCCAGCGUCCCAGGCUGGAUGGGAGAGCCCAGGAGGUGUCAGUGGAGCUGCUCCCAGCUCAGCCUUCAGCCGAGGCUCCUCCAGGGCUGCCUUUGGAAGGGGAUCGUGGGCCGAGCCCAGGGCCCCGAACACUGUGAACCAGGCAGUUCAGGUAGGCUCCCAACCAAAACCAGAAAGGAAAGGAAAGAAAUGGGUUUCCUUCUUGGAAUUGUCUCUAGCUCCUGCAGAAACAGAAGGGCCCAUGAUUCUGCACCAUUUUGCCUUUAGUCUCCCACCCCUGACACAAGCUGUGCCCAGGACUGGGUGUGCUCUGCCAGGCCCUGCCAGGCCCCACAGGAUGCCCGAGCAGGAGCUCCUGAGCCAUGAGGAUGCCGUGGGCAGCCCCUGCUCCCACCUGCACUGCCCAGCAGGGAGCUGCUCCCUGGCAGCUGCUCCCCAGUGAGGCUGUUCUCUGGCAGAGAGGCCUGGAAGGCAAGAGCACAGGGGCUGCCGCCAGUGCCAGUGCCCAUGCCCAGGUGCCAGCCAUGCACCUCCAGAGAGCACAGCCCCAGCCUCACAGCACUUAGGGCAGCUGCAAAGAGGCUCCUUUUGUCUCGUUUGUUUUCCCAAUGCACCCAAGCUGGCCGUGCCCAGCAGAGGCACUGCCAGGGGUGGUGGAGGGUGUUCACCAUGGCACAGUUCAGGGUUGGAGCCCACCUGGCUGAGGCAGCUCCACAGCCCACCCGAGGCUGCUGUGAGCCUGCAGAGAUGCUUUCAGCGUGGUGCCCAGCCUGGAAAGCGAAGGCUGACCUGGGAUUGAGCAGCUUUACAGAGUGAGGCUCCCUGUGCUUGGGCUGCCGUGAGUUCUGUUUGCAGUGAGCAGCCCCUGGCUCCCGCAGCGUGUUCAUGGGUGGCACUGUCAAAACCUUUUUUUUUCUUAAAAAAAAAAAACAAAAAAAGGAAAGAAAAAAAGCUCACUGCUUGUUUUCUUGGCAAGGUGUGGCUUACUGCUGCUCAGCCCCAGCCUGCCCAUCACCACACUGUUUCGGAUAGCUGGCCACUGCUUGUUUUCUUCCAGGGGCCUUUUCUGUGGAAAGGGGUGGGAGACAUGAGUGCCUGUUUUUACCCAAUCCCACAAAUUCAUUCUGAACCUGGCCUGCGAUUGCAUGAGUAAUAAUAACAGUAACAAUAAUAAUAAUAAUAAUAUUUAUUUUUAUUUGAGAAGCACCUUACCAACCAACUGCAACGCUCUGUUGUUCCUUCACUAACUCUCCUUUUCUCUUCCCUUGUUCUCCCUCUCCCCCUUUGGUCAUACUCCUUUUCAGUGCUCGGUGGUGUAUGCGUGUGUGCUCACUGUUCUUGUAUUCAAUAAAAGUGAAAUAAAUGUGUUUGAUGCUAAAUCA